AUGGCGGGAGGCAAGGCGCCGCAAGGAGCGCUGGGCGCCCUGCGCGCUCUGGAUAUGUUCCCUAAGGUGAACGAAGAUUUCUUUCAGAAAACCACAUCUGGUGGCGUCAUCACGGUGGUGGCCUACUCGUUCAUGAUGCUGCUGUUCCUCACAGAGACGCGGCUGUACCUCGCCACCCACACUACCCACGAGCUGGUGGUGGAUUCUUCCAGAGGGGAGACAAUCAGUAUCGAUGUCGACGUGACGUUCCCCCGCAUGCCUUGUGCAUGGCUGAGUCUGGAUGCCAUGGACGUGUCGGGGGAGAUGCACCUGGACGUGGAGCAUGACGUCUACAAGCAGCGCCUGUCAAAGGCAGGGGUGCCCGUGUCGGACGCGGAGCGCCACGUGUUGGCGCCUUCCGCAGUGGCACCCCUCAACGACACCAACGGCACGGUGGCGUGCGGCACCUGCUACGGCGCAGAAGACAAAGACCACCCCUGCUGCAACACCUGCGAUGACGUGCGCGAGGCGUACCAGCGCAAGGGCUGGGUGAUGCUCAAGCUGGCUGACGUGACGCAGUGCGCCCACGACGGCUACCUGGAGGCCAUCAAGGCUCAGGAGGGCGAGGGCUGCCGCAUGUGGGGCCGCCUGGACGUGAACAAGGUGGCGGGCAAUUUCCACUUUGCUGCCGGACGCAGCUUCCAGCAGGGCAGCGUGCACAUCCAUGACAUGGCGCCGUUUGCCGACAAGACCCUGGACUUUACCCACACCGUCAAGCGACUCAGCUUUGGGCCGCAGUACCCCGGCAUGCGCAACCCGCUGGACGGCGCGGCGUCUGUCACCCCCCCGCCGGACGUGUCCAAGGGGCGGCUGAUCGGGGGCAGCAAGCUGGCCACGCCUGAGGCUAAGGCUGCACAGGCUGCGGGGAAUGGCCCGAAGACGGGCAUGUACCAAUACUUCCUCAAGGUAGUGCCCACUGUGUACGUCGAUUCCUCAAACAAGACUCUCGUCUCAAACCAGUACAGCGUCACAGAGCACUUCCGCGAGAACGGCGCCACUGCCAGCGGGCCCGCCUCCGGCCGCACCCUGCCGGGUGUAUUCUUCUUCUACGAUUUGUCCCCCAUCAAGGUCCACAUCCGGCAGCAGCGUUCGUCCUUCUUGCACUACUUGACAAACCUCUGUGCCAUUGUGGGCGGAGUGUUUGCUGUCAGCGGACUGCUGGACGGCGCGGUGCACCAUGGAGAGCGCAUCAUCCGCAAGAAGAUCGCCAUGGGCAAGUACACUUGA
This is a messenger RNA of Monoraphidium neglectum, 1266 nucleotides long. RefSeq names its product Endoplasmic reticulum-Golgi intermediate compartment protein 3. The transcript is spliced from 9 exons. The record is from RefSeq and is a predicted model, not a curated record. The coding region runs from base 1 to 1266 and encodes 421 amino acids. Gene Ontology annotation, cellular component: endoplasmic reticulum; COPII-coated ER to Golgi transport vesicle. NCBI's taxonomy places the organism in Eukaryota, Viridiplantae, Chlorophyta, Chlorophyceae, Sphaeropleales, Selenastraceae.